Molecule: messenger RNA, 3494 nt
Organism: Ostrea edulis (European flat oyster)
Lineage: Eukaryota; Metazoa; Mollusca; Bivalvia; Ostreida; Ostreidae
Product: metallo-beta-lactamase domain-containing protein 1-like
Exons: 6
Coding region: 168-872 (234 amino acids)
Source: RefSeq, a predicted model, not a curated record
GUGUAGUCUUCUUUGCUCUUCACUCAUUAUGAUGGUCAUCACUAUCUCUGACAUACCACCCACCUUCCAGUCUGUGGUCUCACUGACCCCAAGCCUUUCCAUCUGCUAUCACUGUAUUUGCAUAGAAGUUCAGAUAUUUUGAGAUUCAACAUUUGAAUAUUCUCAACAUGUACGAGGUUCUGGUGCUUAAAGAAGGCUACAGUGUGUCUAAGGAAGAAGGUCAGAGGAAAACAAGCGGCAGCAUCACACUACUGAGGGGCAGACACAACAUCAUUGUCGAUACUGGAAAUCCAUGGGACAAAGAUUUACUGCUGCAAGAAAUGCUUAAGUAUCAGCUGACACCUUUGGAUGUGGACUAUGUUAUUUGUACAAGUGGGCAUCCGGACAAAGUGGGCAACCUAAACUUGUUUACCCAGGCAAAACACAUAGUCUGUGGAGAGCUCUGCUUUGAAGACAACUUCUUCCAACAUGCCUUUAAACAGGGGAUUCCUUAUGAAAUAGAUGAUGAUGUAGAAGUUGUGUCAACACCAGGCCAGUCUGGGUCUGAUGUCUCUGUUCUGGUCAGAAACACCCCUUUAGGAACCGUGGCUGUGGCAGGUGGACUGUUUGAGUGCUUUGAGGACUUGGAGGAGCCCAGUUUAUGGCAGAUUCAGAGUGAGGACCCCGAGAGUCAGGAGCAGGGAAGGAUAGGGAUGCUACAGAUAGCUAAUCACAUUAUACCAGGACACGGCAAGAUGUUUCAGGUCCCCGAGGAUUACAAGCAACAUCUUCGGGUGGUCAUGUACAGUGAGGAACAUGUCCAUGAAACCACAGGAAACACAGUCGUGACCUCGGUACAGAGCCAGUACACGGUCAUUGAGAAGGAUGACUGACAAUAUCAAGGUCUCAUCACAUCCUAGGAUAGACUGGAAAACUGAGGGGAGGGAUGAUUUCUUGUUCAAGACAUACAGAUGCUUAUGAGGCAUUGAUGAUUUAUUUCUGAAUUUAUAAUUGAUUUGUAUAUUAUAGUAUACUUUUACUUUAUAAAAUGUUGAUAUCUGCUUUUUAUUUUUAUUAAUGUUUCAUCAUAUUACUAAGCUCUAGGCCACAAGCAAUUAUUGCAUGUAGAUUAACAAUAAUAGUGAUCUUAUUUACUCUGUGUGUAAUCAUGAUUUCAUUGAUUAAUGAACUUUGUUUGAGGUUGCUUUUUUUUUUACACAAACUUCCUGUGUGCGAUUGUUGCUGCUAUUUUCGUAAUCGUGCUGCUACAUGUACUUGUAUUAAUACAUGUAUGCUAUUAUUCCUUGCCUCAAAUUUUGAAUUGACAGCUAUGAUACGCAACUUUAGAUUUGUCCAUUAAAAUAUACACUGUUCUGUGUAAAUGUAUUUCCAUGUUGCUUAAUAAUUUUCAAUAUAAGUCUCACAUGUAUGACAGGCAACUGCAGGUAACACAAUAUACGUCCCAUACAUUUAGACAGGUAACACAAUAUACCAUUACAUUUAGGCAGUCCUUGUUAUUGCUCCUCGAGCUCUCCUCAAGAAAACUCCUUGGUUCAAAAUUUGUCUUGUCAUCAUUGUUGACUUUUCAGUUUUGACUUCUCCAUAACCACUACACCUGUUUCAAAUAAAUCUGAAAAAUAGUGUUUUUUAAUGAAGCGAAUUCAAGUUUGUUCCAAUAAAGGUCAAAUCCCUUUUGACCUUUCGAGAGGAGUUAUGAAUGGUGAAAAUAGGAAGGAUGAUUGAAAAUCUUCUAAAAAACCAAUUAACAAGAGAAGCUAAUCACUGCAAUAAAGCUUCCUUGCAUGUGUAUAGUAUGAUUCCUUACAUGUGUAUGGUGUAGAUUCAAGUUUAUUCAAACUUUUUGUUCAUUAAAUUCGUAGCCAUUUCUUGGGGAAAGUUCUGGGCAAGAAUAGGGACUUGAAGAAAAUAUUGCAUAAAAUCUGUAAAAAUUAUCUCAACAAGAUAUGUUUGUGAAACACUGAUGCCACUGUAUGGCUGAGGUGAAACAUUUUGGUAGAAAUAAAAGACUUCUUCUCGCAUGGUAUACACAUGUGAAAUAAGAAAGCCCUAUCACAAUCCAUUUAAAAUUUAUCGCAAAGGUUAAAAGUUUUUGCCGUCAAUCAGAAGCAACCCCAUGUAGUGUAGAUUCAAAUUCAUUUAAGGCAUGACCCCUGUAUUGGACUACAAUAGGUAUUUAUAAAGUUUACAUAGAAAAUCAAAGGAACUAUAUUUUUUAUUUUUUUUUUCUUAAGAAAACACAAGUGCAAUUUCUAAAACUAACAUGCAAGCAUCCUAUGUAAUGUAGAUUCAAGUUUAUCAAAAUCAUAAAGGCGACUUAGAUGAGCAAUGUGGCCCAUUGGCUUAGUUUAUGUGAUGAAAGAAACUGUUUCACAUGCAAUAUAAAAGAUCUAUCCACCCCAACCCACUCAUUUGUUACAGCAGCUUGUGGUCCAUACAAAGAUAUAGCACGUCACUAAAGAUGAAAAGGUUUAACGGGCCUAUAUAGUUUUUGUUGUGUUUUUUAAGCCCUCAAAAUCAAAGAUACAAGUGCACAUGUUGUCUUGUGGUAUAUUGUCUGAACAAUCAGGCAAAAAUCUCUCACAGAUUCUCAAUUUUUAAGUAUAAUUAAAAGUGCUAUGAUAUUUGGUGGAUGCAAUUUUUGUGCCAAUCCCUUUUCAGUGGUAAACCAAAUUUUUGAAAAGUCAAAGCUUAUAAUUUAAAAAUUGCAAAUAAGAGAGCUUUGACAUUGGGUGUAUGACCAGGCAUUUCUACAAUGUUAUGCUUGAUGACCAUGCAGUUUAAAUGUUACAUUGCAAAUGAAAGCUAUGAAUCAAAAUGCUUAGAUAUAUAUUGAGUGUUUCUCUUAACAAUCCUGCCAAUGAAGUUACAUUGACCAAAAUAAAAUUCUAAAUAUCAACAUCUGACAGGUAAUUCUUUAUAAAGCUAUGGAAAAGGAAGAAAUGAACUAAAUUUUUAAACACAUAGAUAAAAUAUCUCUUUAGUGUGUAUUCAACAAUGUAAAGAAACAGUUUGUGAAAGGUUUGAUAUACUGUGUAAAUGGAAUUUUUAGCGAGGAUUUCAUUUUAUCAUUAUUAGCAGGGGUGUUGAGAUUGUCAAAAUAGAUUAUUGCUAACUAUUUAUUUCGUAUUGGGGGUAACAGAAUCAACUUUAAAAUAAUCUUUAACAGAGAAUUUAGAGUUUGUUCAGGGCUGGCUAAUUGGUUGUUACAAUGUAGGGCUCUGCUGCUACUAGGGCAUGCAUAUUUCACCCACAGAUCUUAAUUCUGUAGGCGUGAUUGUACUGUACGUAUGACAAUAUAAUACAAAUUCAUGUUCUACUGCAUCAUUUGUACAGAACGGAUCUUAGCAUUGGAGUGUACUCAGUUUUUUCUCAGGAAGAAUUUUUUAUUCUUCAUGUACGAUUGUUUAAAGUAUAAUGUUUUGAUAAUUACAAGUACAUGUACAUUGUGUGUAUAUUCGAUGUUACAUUUUGCCCAAAAUAAAUUCUAAAGCAUU